CGCGAACCAGCAGCCUUGCACCACCACGUCUCAUCUCUUGCACCACCUUGCCACGCGGUCGGUCGCAUCCAUCGCACUCUUUUGGUCGUGAGCGCAACAUCGUCCUGUGCAGCGAGUGGGCGCAGUCAUGGCCGGCACGAAGCGACGUUCCACUCGUCAAGCAGCCACUCGACGCCGCUCCAUCUACCUCGAUCCCGAUACCGACGACGACUUCGAGGCAGGCAGCGAAGAUGACUACACUCCACACGAACAGCCGGUCGAAGUCGCGGAAGAGCCCGCACCAAAGAGGCGCAAGCUCAGCACCCGGCGCAAACCACUCACUCGAAGCAAGGCCGCGAAGACUCGGCAGAGCUCACUGAAGAAGGAAUUCAGGGUUGGAAAGUCAAGGAAGCCGAACGUCGAGCCGGUAAAGAAAGUGUUCGAUGGUCCAAGCGAUGGGAAGAUCCCAAAGUGGGUGGAGCUUCCGCAUGAUAUCCUCAAGAGCAUCUUUACCUAUGCCGCCGGCGAUACACAAUCAUGGACUCGCCCGUCGCACGACAAUGCAGCGUGGCUCAAGCUAUCUGCCGCACGGGUGUGUCGCGCGUUCGCGGAGCCUGCGCUUGAUGCGUACUACAACUCGCCGGGAAUCUACAAUACACAGCAUCCUCACCAGCUGCUCGAUCUCUUGCGAACCUCCAACGAUCAACGAUUUGUGAAUUACAAUGUCAAGAUCCACAGGCUCAACGUCGAUCUUCGUAAUCUGGCAUACUCAGCACCAGGAAGGCCUGUAUUUGAUCUAUUGCAGCUCAUCCCCGAGCUGCCACAGCUGCAACACAUGGAACUGCUGCACCAGAACUACGAGAAGCCUUACAGACCUCGAAAGCAGCCCAAGUGGACCCUACAACCUCGAGAGCUGGUGAAGGCGAUGGAAAAUCGUGGAAUCCAUUUGCGAACCUGGCGUUGGAGUCGUGACACAAUUGCAAAACACCCCUUGGCCCACGACAUUCCACUGGAUCUGUAUGAAAAGCUGUCCGAUGUCCACGACAGUAGUGUCUUCGCCUAUCUGAGGCGUUUGGUCGUCACCGGAUUCAAUGUUGACGACAGCUUGGAACCUGCAGCUGUGGACGUGGAAGAUGAGAGCCGUAGCCCGCCGGGUCUUGCGACGUCUAUCGCCAAGCUGCCUGCGCUGACUGACCUAACAUUCAUAUCAUGCGACAUUAUCAUGGACAAGUUUCUGCAACGACUUCCGAACAACUUGCGACGUCUUGAGCUCAGCAACUGUUUGGAAAUCACAAGUGACAUGCUGCGAGACUUCUUCAACACGUCUGGAUCCCAGCUGAGGGUCCUCGAGCUGAACAACAAUGCUGCCUUGAACCUCAGUUUCACCCAAAGCUUGAAGGAGAAGUGCCCGCGCUUGGAAGUGUUGAGAAUGGACUUGCAGCUCUACAGUGAGAAGGAAACGACGAAUGAUGCUUUUGAGCUCUACGAUGAGCUGUUGCCCGAGAAUGAGACUGCGACCUGGCCCCCGACUUUGCGGCACUUGGAGAUUCUGGAAGCACAGAAGUGGUCACCUGAGUCAGCGCAGAACUUCUUCCGAACACUUGUCGAACGAGCAGAUGAACUACCAGAUCUACGGACGCUGAUCAUCCAUGCGCACGUAAACAUCCCCUGGCGUGAUCGUGUCCAAUUUCGAGACCAAUGGAUCGAGCGUCUUCGACGGGUGUACCAGCGUGAGCACGCUGAGCCAAACAAGAAUUUCGGCUCGCUGCGGCAGUUCCGGAUGUCUCGACCGAGUGCUUCAAUUGAGAACGGAAUGUACAGCAGCGACCUAGAUGAGCUGAGUCGAGACGUACCAGUUGACGGCAGACAUUCACGUGUCCGAAAGGCUUCUCACGUGCAGAUCUCGCCGCACAAACCCAGCGGCGACACAGAUCAGUAUUCUGAUUCUGAUCUCCAGGCUGAGCCAAAGUCCAGGCCACAACGUCGCAGCAAGCGUGUUGCAGAAACUCAGCUGCUUUCACGUUCGAAAACCACCACCCCGUCGCCAGAAUCAGCAUCGGAUACAGAGUCGGAUGAGGAAGUUGGAGGGGCAGAUUGGCGCAAAGUGCCAGAAAAUUUCAUACAAGGUCUUUGCGAUGUUGUGGACAUUCGCAUUGAUAACCAGCGACCGCGCGAGAUGCAGUAUACGGAAGCCGAUUUCCUUGACGCAGAGGCCAGUGGAGAUGAUGAUUGGAACGAAGACGCAGAUGAGGAAGAAGAUGGCUAUGCUUGGUAGCCAGGGAGGCUGUGAGGAUACUGAGCGACGAAUCGUGUACAACGCUCGUCAGGUACCAGCUAUCAUAGCAGUUAGUGUAAUGGUAGAUUGAGGUGGAGGCGCUACGGUACUGCAUUCACGAGAGAGAUGAUUAAAAAGCAUGCCACGCAGGCUUUGCAUUGUUGCCCAGAUAAGAAAUAAUUUUAAAAAUCCACGUCUGGAAAUCUCGCAGCGAGACAUUCGCGACUACAGGAUGGCAGCGGUACUUGCGAAG
This is a messenger RNA of Cercospora beticola, 2507 nucleotides long. RefSeq lists its product as uncharacterized. Lineage: Eukaryota; Fungi; Ascomycota; Dothideomycetes; Mycosphaerellales; Mycosphaerellaceae. The record is from RefSeq and is a predicted model, not a curated record.